Stegodyphus dumicola is the source of this 2106-nucleotide messenger RNA. RefSeq names its product BTB/POZ domain-containing protein twz (gene twz). Gene Ontology annotation, molecular function: protein binding. Gene Ontology annotation, biological process: protein homooligomerization. Lineage: Eukaryota; Metazoa; Arthropoda; Arachnida; Araneae; Eresidae. The record is from RefSeq and is a predicted model, not a curated record.
GAUUAACCCUUACUCGGGCUGCGAGGAAGCCCGAUCGUAGGAGUGUCAGACGGAGCCAAGCGCCCGCGCAGAGUGCAUGGCUGCCCGAGGUGCCGCCUCCGAGCCGCCGAGAGCCGCUUUACUACCGCCAGCAGCAGCGGUGUCUCCGGCAACGCCCCGGCCUAGCCUCAGUCCAUCCGCCGCGGCUAACUUAGACCAAGCUACUGCGGCCGCUUAUGCCGGACAUUUCUCGAUCACAAGUGGGAUUUCUGAAAAAAAGAGAAAAAGAAAACUAGAAAGAGCUUUGAUGGAUCAGAAACUGUUGAUGACCGAUGCAAAUUACAAUCAUAAGAUAUCCGGAAUUCCAUGCGUUGCAGCAGCCUCUCGAUACACAGCUCCUGUCCAUAUAGACGUCGGUGGUUCCAUCUAUACUUCAUCUUUAGAGACGCUUACAAAGCAUCCAGACUCACGACUUGCAAGAAUGUUCAAUGGAAGCAUACCAAUAGUUUUAGACAGUCUGAAACAGCAUUAUUUCAUCGAUCGUGACGGCAAAAUGUUCCGGCAUAUUCUGAAUUUUAUGCGCACUAAUAACUUAUCGCUUCCGGAUGAUUUUAAUGAACUUGACUUACUGUAUGAAGAAGCCCGUUUUUACGAUAUUCCUGCCAUGGUUCGACAAAUUGAACAAUUAAAACGAGAACGCAGUAAGAAAAAAGUUGAAGCAACAUGUUCCUCUAGUUCAUCUUCUCAGUCCAGAAAUGGUCGUAGAUAUCACGACAGCCAGAAUAAUAUGCACAGUGAAUGCAGCAGUAGUCCAGGAUAUGACGAACGUGGUCCAGGCGAAUUUCAGUGUCUUGCCCUCAACGUUAGUCCAGAUCUAGGUGAGAGGAUUGUAAUCAGUGGAGAAAGAGCUUUAGUAGAAGAGGUCUUUCCAGAAAUUGGACAACCCUUGAUGGACGCAAGAAGCAGUGUGGCUUGGAACCAGGACUCCAAACACGUAAUUCGUUUCCCUCUCAAUGGUUACUGUAAACUAAACUCUCUGCAAACUAUCGUGAGACUCUUAAACGGUGGUUUUCGAAUAUUAGCAUCUAAUGGUGGAGGUGUGGAAGGACAGCAAUUCAGUGAAUAUUUAUUUGUCCGUAGAUGCGCCCCUCUAUGAAAUGAGGGUUCAAACAAUUUUUGAACACUGUGAUUUCACCACUUUUACCAUUUCGAACUGUGAAAUGCUGACAGUAUUUUGGGGGGCUAUGUAUAAAAGCGCAAGUCCUAGUGUAAGAAUCCUAAAUUAUACGGAUGAGAACUAGGUUUCCGCAGAUUAAGGUGCCAAUAUAUAGAAGUGUAAAUUAUAUCUCCAUUGUUGCUGAAUUUUAAGUCUUGUUAACAAGUGUUGAUUUGGUAUCCGUUGGAAUAUGUCUUUCGUGCAAAUAUAAACUGUUGAACCAAAUUAUAUGAUUAAAAGGGAAAAGAUCUCAAUUUCAGUUCUACAAACAUUUGUCUGUCUUAUCACGGGAGAACUGUAAAGAGCAAGGUUGCUUCAUAUAUUAGCACAGCUAAUCAUAGUCACGUCUUAAGCAUUAAUUUACUUUCACUCUGAUAAAAUGUACUUGUAUUUCCAAUGUCAUUUGUAACCUCACUAUGUAAGUUAUCAUUUUUUUAACAUAUUUCUAAGCAAAUAACGAAUUGUGCUAAGGAGAUUUAACAGUCUGAAAAUUUGCAUGUUUUACUUUAGAGCUAGCUAAAAAAAUUGCAUUCUGAAUCGAAAGUGCUAGUCAAGAUUAUUCCUUUCAUAGACAAAUACAAGAAAAUGACCCUCAAAAACUUCAUUAUAAAACAAAAUGCAGGCAGUUCUGAAAUCUGAAGGAAAUUUUUAUGAAUCCAGAGUCAGCAUAUUUUUAUCUUUUGGAAAUUUCACAAUACGAUCACCUUCAUUUGCUAUCAUUUGACAAGGAAUCUUAAUUUCGCAUUAUUAUACGUAUUCUUAAUGGGAAACGUACUACGCCUGUGAAAUACGAGGCGUAUUCGGAAACUAAAUACCGUUUUGGAGAAAAAAAAUUGUAAAACAAUUUUUUCGAAUCCAAUUUUAUUUUUACAUGAAAAUACAUGUCUUAAACUAUUUUUCAACAUAGUUUC